Molecule: messenger RNA, 1474 nt
Organism: Durio zibethinus
Lineage: Eukaryota; Viridiplantae; Streptophyta; Magnoliopsida; Malvales; Malvaceae
Source: RefSeq, a predicted model, not a curated record
UAUUUUUAAUUCAUAUAAUCAAAUAUGUUACGGAAAAAGUUUCUCUUUCUUCCAUCUAUGCACAACAAGAACAACCCUUUCUCUCUCCUUUUUCCCUCACUUUCCAUCUCUUGGAUUUUCCUCUGUUUGGGAGAAUUCGAUUUCUGAACUGUCUUUUCUUUUCUUUUCUUUUCCUUUUCGUCUCAAAGGAAAGCAGGACUUGGAGCUUGCCAUCUCAGUAGGAACUUAAAAGGAAAAAGAAAAUGAAAAAUGGUGUGGGUUUCUUGAAUUUUCUCCAUCAUGACUUGUUGAUAAAGAUUCUUACAUCUUUAGAUGAUCCAUCUGAUCUUGUUCGCUUCAGUGCUGUCUCACUAUCCUGCCGACAUUUUGUGAUUACAAAUGGUCUAUGUAAGCGUCUGUGCCUGAGAAUGUUUCCUCAGUUAUCUAGAGUUGAUCAUGUCAAUGAGCUUGGUGGCACUGCAAAAAGGCAUGCUGAAGCUGGAUCCAGCAAUUUCAUGGAAUGGGAAGCUUUGGAGAGGGAGCACAGAGUUUAUGCCCUUUUAGCUCGAUAUUGUUUGUCAUCUGCUGUUGGGAACUGCAUCUCAGAAGCAAUCAUGGCUUCCAGCACCGAUAAUUAUCCACAGGAAAGCAUAGAUAAUACUUUGGAACCAAGAGAUAGAGUUGCAUGGAGAGCUUCAUACUGGUCAAGUAAAGGACAAAGGAACCCUGCAGCGCCUGAAAGGUUGACAUAUAAAUUGGUUGGUGAUUUGUGUGUUGUUACUGAAAUCAAGAUAAAACCUUUCCAAGCUUACUUCCACAUUGGUUACCCUAUAUAUUCUGCAAAAUCUGUGAGAUUUCGCAUGGGUCAUAUCAAGUCCUCCAUGGAAAAUCAUGUGGAUGACUCAUACCAGGAUUCUGGUAAUGACAAGUUUGUAUGGACUUACACCUCACAAGAGUUUCCCAUGGCUCAGGAAAACCAUUUGCAGUGUUUCAAGCUUCCCGACCCUAUUCUUUGCAUUGGUGGAAUAUUACAGAUUGAGCUGCUGGAGAGGGUCCAGGGUUGUUGGAAUGGCUUAUUCUAUAUAUGUGUGUCUAAUGUUCAAGCCAUGGGACGCCCAUUAUCUCCUGCUUUUGGUAUUCAGAUACUUGAACCCCCUGAAAAAUUUGUGCUUGAGGCACUGAGUCAUGCACAACCAACUUUACCUGAACAGACAAGCUCUGAAUCCAGUUUGCAGAUGCGUGUGAAAGACUUGGAGCAGAUUGUGAAUUCACUGCUGGCAUAUGUGGAUGAGGUUGAGGAAAAUGGAUUCGGAUGGGAUACUGAUACCGAAGAAUCGGAUGCGGAUGAGGAGGGAGAAGAUGGCAUAGAAUAAACAUCUGCUGUUUUUUCAUCCCUCAUUUUAACAGGUUAUAUGUAAACCUGAUAAUUCGUAUAUUUGUAAUAUAUUUUACAUGAAAUUAGUUAUCACAAUUUGUAUCGAUACAUAAACACUAA